AUGGCAAAACUCGAAGACGAACUCAAGGGCCAGACGGUGGUCGAACACGACAAUGAGCCACCCGCGUACGAUGAAAAGGCUGCCGUCGGCGAGGUGAAGGAGAUCAAUGCCGCCUCCGUCGCGUUGGCUGCCGCCACGGCGGAGCAGCAAGUGAACUGGUGGUCGCCCAACAUGAUCAAGUUGUACGGCAUCAUGGCCAUCGGCUAUCUUGUGUCAACCAUGAACGGCUUCGACUCGUCCCUCAUGGGAGCGAUCAACGCCAUGCCACCCUAUCAAGAGACCUUCGGACUUUCGAGCGCCGGUUCCACAACUGGUAUCGUCUUCAUGAUCUACCAAGUCGGCCAAAUUUGCAGUUUCCCGUUCUGCGGCAUGAUCGCAGAUGGCUGGGGUCGAAGAUGGUGUAUCUUCAUCGGCUGCUUCAUUGUUCUCAUUGGCACCGCUAUCCAAGCACCUGCCCAACACCUGGGACAGUUCGUGGCAGGCCGGUUUGUUCUCGGCUUUGGAGCUUCUCUCGCUUCUGCUGCUGGACCUGCUUACGUCGUCGAGCUGGCGCAUCCUUCCGCCCGUGGAACCAUGGCUGGUCUUUACAAUAACUUUUGGUGGCUUGGAAACAUUUUGGCCGGUUGGACUACCUACGGAUCGAACCACCAUAUCAAGACAAGCUGGGCGUGGCGAAUCCCCACCGUCGUUCAGGCCGCUAUGCCUGGAGUAGUCAUGAUAUUCAUCAUGUUCUUCCCCGAAAGUCCUCGAUGGCUCAUCUCAAAAGACCGCGCAGAGGAGGCGCUCGCGAUCCUGGCCAAGUACCACGGUGAUGGCGACGUAAACUCCCCCGUCGUGCAGCUUCAGUACCGCGAGAUCAUUGAGGAUCACCACUCGACCACCGACGAGAACCCUUGGUGGCAGAUGAAGGAGCUCUUCAACACCAAGGCCCGCCGCUACAGACUCUUCAUGGUCAUCGCCAUGGCUUUCAUCGGCCAGUGGUCGUAA
Messenger RNA from Colletotrichum fioriniae, 987 nucleotides. RefSeq lists its product as uncharacterized. NCBI's taxonomy places the organism in Eukaryota, Fungi, Ascomycota, Sordariomycetes, Glomerellales, Glomerellaceae. Gene Ontology annotation, cellular component: membrane. The record is from RefSeq and is a predicted model, not a curated record. Gene Ontology annotation, molecular function: carbohydrate:proton symporter activity. Gene Ontology annotation, biological process: transmembrane transport; carbohydrate transport.